CGCUCGAUUUACUGUGACAAGCUUGAGGUGGUGGCGACAAUGGAGGAGGAGAAGUUUGGGGUUUCGAGUAUCUCCGUCUUCUUUCUUAAGCAACACUCAACCAGAUUCAGAUUCAGAUUCCUUCCUUAAGAAUCUUACGCUAUUUAUAACGGCCAUGGCGUUGAUGGCCUCCACUCUCCUUUUUCCUCUCCAUGUUUCUCCCAUUUCUUCCCCCAAGUUCCCUCAAUUCCCACUCUUUUCUCUUCCCCCCAAAACCCUAAUUUCCAAACCCAGCCCUGCCACCAUCAGAUCCGCCAAAAUGGUCGUUCGAGCCGAGAGUUUGCAGAGUCUUGUAUCCGGGACUUUGAAUAUCGUUCGAUCCAAUCCGGCCACUUGGCACUCGGCCUUACUCAGCAAUCUCCUGAUUUUCAUUGUGGGUUCGCCGAUUCUCGUAUCGGGGUUGUCUGUGUCCGGCAUUGCUUCUGCUUUCUUGCUCGGUACUCUCACAUGGCGUGCCUUUGGGCCCUCUGGUUUCCUUCUUGUUGCUACCUACUUCAUCCUGGGAACAGCUGCAACAAAGGUUAAGAUGGCACAAAAGGAGGCACAGGGGGUAGCCGAAAAAAGAAAAGGGAGAAGAGGGCCAGGUAGCGUUAUAGGAUCUAGUGCUGCUGGUUGUGUUUGUGCUUUGCUCAUGAUAAAUAAAGUUGGGGGAGAAGCAUUCACGCAACUUUGGCGACUUGGUUUCGUUGCUAGUUUUUGUACUAAAUUGAGUGAUACUGUCUCAAGUGAAAUAGGGAAGGCAUAUGGUAGGAUAACGUACCUGGUGACAACAUUUAAGGUGGUUCCUCGGGGAACAGAAGGAGCCGUCAGUCUUGAGGGAACCUUUGCUGGACUCUUAGCAGCGAUUGCUCUUUCAUUUGUUGGCUGUCUUUUGGGUGACGUAACUGCACCUGAAGCAAUUGUAUGCGUUAUAGCUUCACAGAUUGCUAAUCUUGGUGAAAGCAUCAUCGGUGCUGUACUUCAAGAGAAGGAGGGAUUCCAGUGGCUCAAUAACGACGUUGUUAAUGUCAUCAACAUAUCUAUGGGCAGCAUUUUAGCUGUCUUGAUGCAGCAACUCAUACUUGGACACUGAUACUCAGAAUCAAGACGGAAUUCGCGUCAAGAGCUCGGGUAUUCUCUUGUAUUUUCAUUCCAUGGAAAGAAAAAUUACAAGGAAAUUGCAACAGAUUGACAAAUUGCCCCGACGAGUUGCUUCGGUGAAAUUCUUGCUUUGAGAAUGGCCAUUCAGUACUAGGGGGUAAUACUGUGCCUUUUUAGAGGGUGACUGUAGACUUAAUUUUUUAACCUCUAACAUCAACUUAUAGUUUAUUGUCCUAUUUUUAACUGUAUUUGUAGGGGAUGGAAAAGUUGUUCUACUUUGUCAUGUUUUUGUCAUUUUCCAGUUUUUGUUCUCUUACUUCAUGUAUAAAGCAGAGGGGUGGAUGACAUAAAUUUAGUUUGACUUCUAGUAGGCAUUUAUGAUUCA
Messenger RNA from Momordica charantia (bitter melon), 1504 nucleotides. RefSeq names its product integral membrane protein (Protein of unknown function DUF92, transmembrane). The record is from RefSeq and is a predicted model, not a curated record. Lineage: Eukaryota; Viridiplantae; Streptophyta; Magnoliopsida; Cucurbitales; Cucurbitaceae. Gene Ontology annotation, cellular component: chloroplast inner membrane.